This is a messenger RNA of Rhipicephalus sanguineus (brown dog tick), 415 nucleotides long. RefSeq lists its product as uncharacterized. The transcript is spliced from 4 exons. NCBI's taxonomy places the organism in Eukaryota, Metazoa, Arthropoda, Arachnida, Ixodida, Ixodidae. Bases 59 to 415 code for a protein of 118 amino acids. The record is from RefSeq and is a predicted model, not a curated record.
AAGAAACGGGGUGGUCGCAUCUCCCACACAGUGCUGUUGAGUCAACUUAGGCUCGGAAAUGACGAAAUUCGCAGGACGACUCUUCGCCUUGGCCGUUUUUUUGACGUGCUCUAUCGCUCGAGGCUCUCCCGGAGAAGACCUCAACAGCCAAUCGAGUUGCCACCGGAGAGUGCUACUAGACUUCUUCGACGACUUGCAAGACUGUGUCAACACAAAAGAUGUCGGCGACCUCGUCAACUUCAUGCGGCAUUUCUGCAAGGCAAAGUAUACAGCGAAGCCACCGUGUGAAGUGGACGAAGGCGUUCGGGAACGUCAACCUCUUUCGUCUCGGGAGUUUAAGCACCUCUACACAGCGAUGCGACAGUUUGUUUGUGACGGAGAACUGCACACAUGGCAAGGCGGUGGCAUGAACUAA